This is a messenger RNA of Symbiodinium natans, 1143 nucleotides long. Lineage: Eukaryota; Dinophyceae; Suessiales; Symbiodiniaceae. The record is from the annotation of a GenBank genome assembly.
AUGUGGGCUGCUGGCCUGUCAUGCCAUGUCUUGUCCGCGAGCAUCAGUCGCCGCUGCCGACCGGCUGGGAUUCUGAGCGUAUCCCGGGCGGUGCACCAGGCAGCAACGGCUGGGUAUGAUGGCGAUGCCGAGAGUGGCGGAAAGAGCAAGGCAGAUCUCUACGACCAGCGCCGGCCUGGAUAUGAUGCAGCUGUGGUCGAAGAGCUGGUGGAGCAGCUGCAUUUGGCGCACACCCGCAUGGGCACAGCUGGGCCUGCGGCUGUCAUCGAGCUCGGAGCCGGCACCGGCAAGUUUUCCCAAUCCCUCGCUCAGAGGAUCUUGGCGGACGAACAUGGCCGUGACCUUGUGUUCGUGGCCUCCGAACCCGUGGCAGGCAUGCGAGACGUCCUGAAGGGGAAGCUACCAGAGUCCCCGCGAGUUGUGGUCGCGCCAGGCACGGCCGACGACCUGCGCGACGCACAGGAGGCCGCUGCAAGUGCAAGGGUGGGCGGUCCUCCUCCUGUCUGUGGUAUCGUCUCGGCCCAGGCCUUUCACUGGUUUGCGAACGAUGCAACCCUGAAAGAGCUGUCGAGAGUUGUGGCUCCUGGGGGAAUCCUUGGCAUGGUCUGGAACAACCGCGACACCCGCUUGGAGUGGAUUCGAGAGCUUGAGGAGCUAGUGUCGCCCCUGUACCCGCCAGAAGUACCGAGGCAGCAGCAUGGGGAUUUCAUGCAGCCCUUUCUUGGUGAGGCACCCGGCGCCAAAGACUUUGCGCCCAUGGGGGUGUUUUGCUCCUCCACUGAGCAGCGGGGCGGCAUAGAAAUGGUGGUCGGCCGUGUACUCAGUCUGUCGGUUGUCGCUAACCGCCCGACGACCGAGCAGAAUGAGAUUGCCGAGAGAUGCCGCGCAAUCGUGCGUGCGCACCUGGCGAACGUAGAUGACAUCACCCUGCCAUACGUGACACAUGCCUUUUUCUUCGUGAAGCGGCCCGCCGCAGUCAGCGCGCAGCAGGCGCGUGCUGCAUUCGCCGAGGAAGAGCAGUGGAAACUCUUGGGGAAAGACCCGGUGGCUGCACAGACAGAAGGGUGGCGGCCCAUUCCUUAUGCAAGCAACGCGCGGUCCCCCGAAGGCUUGAUUUGGCAAGCUCUGGGACUGGGAAGCUGA